Messenger RNA from Auxenochlorella protothecoides, 921 nucleotides. RefSeq lists its product as hypothetical. NCBI's taxonomy places the organism in Eukaryota, Viridiplantae, Chlorophyta, Trebouxiophyceae, Chlorellales, Chlorellaceae. The record is from RefSeq and is a predicted model, not a curated record. Bases 1 to 921 code for a protein of 306 amino acids. The transcript has 4 exons.
AUGGAUUCUAACGCCCUGUGGUUGCCGCCCGCCCAGGAGGCGGAGUGGCAGGCCUCCCUGCGCUCCACCCCUGCAUUCACCCUGACCGCCCUGCUCAGCUUCUGGGCUCUCCACUCCGUGCUCCCCAGACUGAUGGGCAGGAGGCUCGCUGGACUCCCCGCCUCCACCAAGCUCAGAUGGCAGCACCAGAUUGCAUGCUGCGUGCACGCCGGGCUGUCCAUUGCCGCGGCCCUGAGCUCGCUGCUCGCCCGCUACUACGACGAUAGCUCCGAGGCUGGCCUCUUCACUGCUGAUGCCAGGCUCAGCGCUGUGACCGACGCACACGCCGGCUUCCUGCUCUACGGCCUCAUCAUGUACACGAGGCAUGCGGGAGUGGUGGCUCCCCCCUUUCCUUUUGUCUUGCUGCAGCAUGCCGCCCUCCUGGCUUGCUGGGCCAUGGCCAAGGUCUUCCCCUGCAGCCUGACGUACGUGCUCCUGCCCUACCACCAGCUGGGUGCCGUGGCUGCGCUGGCGCACGCCUGGCGCGCCGUGGCCGUCAUGCGUGGAACCGGAAAGCGCGCGCACCUGGGGCGCCUGCGCGUGGAGCUGGGCGCUCUGGCGCUGCGGGUGGCCCUGGCGGCGGCGGCCGCCUUCAGGGCCUGGGCCUGGCUCCGAGGCCGGCCGCUCUGGACGCUGCUGGAGGCCACGCCUGACGUCGCGGCGGCGGGCAGGGUUUACGCGACCCUGGUGCUGGCGAGCAGUGCGCUGCUGGUGCUCGUCUACGUGUCCUGGAUGCAGAACGUCCUCUUCCAAAUGGCCAAUGUGCCGAUCAUAAAGGCAAGCGGGGGUGGGGACCGCGCCGCCGACACGGCUGGGCAUACGACACGCAAGAAGGCCAAGGCUACGCCGUCGGGGUCGGCGAAAAAGCGGCGCCAGAGCUGA